AUGAAGGAGCUGAUUGUCAAUUGUCGUGCCAUGGGUCAUGAUCUUCCUGAUCCCGAUGCAUGGCUGCCCGGUGGCCGCAAACUCAGGGGAGAGUGCCCUUCUUUCAAUUGUCAACACAAGCCCACAACUGCUUGCUGCAUGAAGAAGAUAUUGUACUGCAAGCCAGAUUUUCAAGCACAGCUGGGAAUGCUCAAGGAACACUGCAUGAAGAGAGGUUACAAGGUCAUAUUUUUCUCGAAAUAUCACCCAGAGCUGAACUUCAUUGAGCAAUGUUGGGGCUAUGCAAAAUGCAUCUACCGGAUAUAUCCUCGGACCACAAACAAAGAAGAGCUUGAAGCGAACGUCCUCAAGGCUCUUGAAUCUGUUCCCAUUGAGUCCAUGCAUUGCUUCUCUGUCAGAUCCUUGUGCUUUGCUGAUGGAUAUUAUCACAGACUCAAUGGGGCAGAAGCUGCCUGGGCUAAUAAAAAAUAUUGA
Molecule: messenger RNA, 474 nt
Organism: Mycena citricolor
Lineage: Eukaryota; Fungi; Basidiomycota; Agaricomycetes; Agaricales; Mycenaceae
Source: the annotation of a GenBank genome assembly